AAAUAAAAAUAUCAGCGCUGACAGUUCAUCGGAAGCAAUGCUAAAAGCUUGAUUGUUUCAUAAUAUCUCGUAUUUUUUCAAUAAAAUGAGUCAACUCGUUAACAAAUCUCGUAUUUUUCUUAACAACAGGGUUUUGUUACACCAGCUUGUUGCUAGAUAUUCAGUUGACACUGGCAGCCAUGAGUAUAUUUCAGGAUUGGUCAAGGAUAAAAAAGUUGUUGUUUUCAUGAAGGGCACAGCUGAGCAACCUAGAUGUGGUUUCAGUAACGCUGUUAUGCAGAUUCUAAAUUUCCAUGGUGUUAAAAACUUUGGUCAUCACAAUGUGCUGGAUGAUGAAAAGUUGCGCCAAGGAAUCAAAGACUACACAAGUUGGCCGACUAUUCCUCAAGUGUUUAUUGGAGGUGAAUUUGUUGGUGGAUGUGAUGUCAUGCUUGAAAUGCACAAGAAUGGAGACUUGAUAGAGGAACUCAAGAAAGUUGGAAUCAGGUCUGCACUUCUUGAUAAAGUGGAAGGUAGCAGUAAAAAGGACUGAUCAUAUGUCAAGAUCUGCAAGACUUCUGACUUCAAAGUGUUGAUCUAGACAAGAGAAUCAUGUUUAUAUGAGGGUAUGAUGUGACACCUCUCAAGGACCUUGCCUUCUUACCAGUUACUGGAUGAAGUGUCAAAGUCUUUUAAAGAACUAAGUGUUGCAAUUACUGUAAUGCACUUUCCUUCAUUUUGCCUAUUUUUAUAGCUUUUUUUUAAACAUGAUACAAUUAUAUUAUAAUCAACUUUAUCUAGUUCAAGGUUAUUAUGAAUUAUUUUGUCUCAAUGGGGAGUAGCAGCUAAUUCCAACUUCUAUUUUAUUUACAUUUAUUGCUGUAUGCAGUUAUUAAGUUAUGAUGAGUUAUAUUUGGUAUGAUUUUAAAUAUAUCAUUCCAUUUAUAACCACUUUUGCAUGGGCAUUAUUCCAAGACAAACACUCAAAUUUAAUUCUAAGGUAUCGAUGGUAGUUCUCAUAUCAUUCACAAACUGUAUGUCAUGAUCAGAAGUGUUAGAGGGACAUGCAUACCCAGUCUGAAUGUGAUGCAUCAAUAUGGACUAUCUUAUGAAAUUUAACAUGCUGCUGAAAACAGUUGGUAAUAAAAUGUAUGAAUACUG
Molecule: messenger RNA, 1140 nt
Organism: Dreissena polymorpha
Lineage: Eukaryota; Metazoa; Mollusca; Bivalvia; Myida; Dreissenidae
Product: glutaredoxin-related protein 5, mitochondrial-like
Exons: 2
Coding region: 86-532 (148 amino acids)
Source: RefSeq, a predicted model, not a curated record